AGAUGUUCAAAUUACAGUUUUUCCAUCGUGUGCUAUUAUAUGUAAUAAUAGUUAGAAUUUAAUAAAGUAAAUAUAUAAUAAAACUCAUAUCGGGCACUACUACGUAUUUCGUCGUAAACAUAAAAAUAUAAAAACAAUAAACUAUGAAAUAUAUUGUUCUAAGCCGGCACGAUAAGGAGAUGGAAUGUGCUUUACACAGAAGAUUUUCUUUAUUUUAUGUACGAUAACAUUCAUAGAAGCAGUGAACAUCAAAAUAGAUGGGCUCAUAGAUCUCGGACCGAACUGGAGUUACGAGUAUAAGAUCCUGAGUCCCGGAACAGCUAGCAGACUCGGAGACGCCAAGACCAACGAUGACAGUUCCGAGGAUCAAGACGAUAAGCCGCAAAAACGAGUCGCUCACACAGACCACGACAAAUUACAGCAAGAUGAGGAAAGACUGACUCAAAAAGAAGCCAAAGUGCGAAAACAAGCAGCGGAGCUUCGGAAAACUGUCCACCAUGAAAAACAUAAAACUCCAAAAGAAUCUGAUAAACGCAAGAAAACAAAACACGCAAAAUCUACUGAAAAAGUUAAACGAAAAACUGAUAAAGGCGAGCGUAAACCUAGAAAGCACGAACGAAAAUCAGAUAAACAUAGCAAUAAGAAGAGUGAGAAACACAAGAAGAAAGAUGAUCAUCAUGAAAAUAAGAACAAGCACGAAGUUAAGAAAAAGGAAAAACAUCACGAGUUUGAAAAAAUGCAAGAAAGUCUUGAAAAUGAUGAUGACAAAAAGAGUCCCAAACAUGUUACGUUCAGCUCCAAAAGUGAAGAAAGUUCAUCUUUAAUCGACAGCGAUGAAGCAACCACGCCGAAAGAAGCCACAAGAUUCGAUAUGUACGACUUUACUACUCCAAAAAAAGUCAGAAAACCCAUCGAUCCUUACGAACCAACGCCUGAGAAAGUUGAGAAAUUUAAAGCAAAUAGUAAUGAAAAACAUGGUCGGGUAAACGAAGAUGCGGCUUCAUUUAUUGACGAAACUAAUGCCGCAUUUAAUGAGAAACUUGCUAAGGGCCAUAAUUUAAAUAAAACUAAUGAAAAUACAGGAAAAGUAGCUAGAGCGAAUGGAACUGUAGUAACAAAUGCGACUAAACCAACCACGACUGUAGUUACCACAAUGAGAACCGGCGAGAUAUACGACAAUAAGACACACAAAAUUAAGGACGACGCCAAAGUUAAUGACUUCACAAAUCAUUUGUACAAACAAACACUCAAAGUCUUCGACCUUGUUAAAAGCAAAACGAGUCAGUACCACGUUAAAAAGCAAAUAGAAGAAAUAUCAAAAAGCUACGAAGAUAAAUUCAAAGAGUUUCUAGCUGAUACCAAAACACAGAAAAUAAAAACCAGGUUAGGAACCCAGAAAGUGGUUUUGAACACUAUAGAUAUGUCCAAUCGUAUUUUGAACCGCUUGGUUAAUUUUAUGAUCGGGGAUAUGGAUAAGAAAGGUGUUUUGAGACACAAUGUUGGCACAGCAAAUAUAUUCCAAAAGGAAAUACAGAAAGAACAAAAGCUGGAAUUAGGACACGCCUGCAAAAAGUUCGGUAUAUGUCGCAGUGGGAAGGGCUUCCCAGAAUUCUUAACUGACGUACUAACUAUCCUCCUCCAGUGUGACGACAAGAAGUUCAAGCAAAGCAUUGAUGCCUUGACCGAGGUUGCAAAAAAUACAAAUUACCACAACGCGCUCGAAAGUCACACGGAACAGAAGUUAAAAGAGGCAGUCGACAAAAUGGAGAGAUUACCUGUAAGACUUUUACGUCCUAUUUUCAUGAUAUUGAAGAACGUUAUUACGCAUAAAAAUCAGCCUUUGAUCGUUGAGACUCUUAGUGCCAGUCAUCGGGUCAACUCUACGCUGGCAUUUUUAGAAAUUAUCGACUUACUUGAUCAGAAGAUGCCUAGAAACGAGUCGAAUACUCUAGAAUGGAUAGACAUAGAAACUAGCUUGAGGGACUUUGCAGAUAAUAAGCGAUAUGACGUUCAAGAGAUAAUGGAAAUUAUUAUAAAGACCCUCAAGAAGACUUUGAGGGCUUUAGACAAGGAUAGUCAAAGGAUAGUAUCGAAAAAUCUGAAUAUAAUUUUCGGUUAA
Helicoverpa zea (corn earworm) is the source of this 2119-nucleotide messenger RNA. RefSeq lists its product as uncharacterized. The transcript is spliced from 2 exons. NCBI's taxonomy places the organism in Eukaryota, Metazoa, Arthropoda, Insecta, Lepidoptera, Noctuidae. The coding region runs from base 185 to 2119 and encodes 644 amino acids. The record is from RefSeq and is a predicted model, not a curated record.